Schistosoma bovis is the source of this 498-nucleotide messenger RNA. Lineage: Eukaryota; Metazoa; Platyhelminthes; Trematoda; Strigeidida; Schistosomatidae. The record is from the annotation of a GenBank genome assembly.
AUGACUAGAAGUACAAUUAAUACAGAUGAAAGUUAUAUAGCAUAUCUUACAGAACAACAAAUCGGUGAAUUAUACCAACCACCUACAGACCAUCAAUAUGUUCCACACUUCUAUACAACUCGAACAGGUUUAGAAUGUCGCCGUUAUUUUUGUGAAGUUUGUGGUCCACUUGCUAAAUCUAAUUUAAAAACUGGCUCACCGAAUGUUAAAUAUACUGGAGCACUACAACGUCAAUUAGAUUGGAUUGCAGGUACUACAUUACCAGAUGCUUUAACACGAUCACAUGAAGCAAUGAUGUACUAUAGUGAUCAUAAACAUUGAGUUGUUACGCAGUAAUAGCAAUCAAAAUAUGAAUGUAUGAUUGAUAUCCGUCAGUAUGAACAUAAGUGUAUCAAUUAAAUACCCAUUUUCUUCGAGUAAACACACAGGAUUUACAGGAACAUUUACUCUGAAAAAACUUUCCUUGUAAUUUUAGUUUUAGCCUAAUUUUAUUUGCAA